Molecule: messenger RNA, 3192 nt
Organism: Petromyzon marinus (sea lamprey)
Lineage: Eukaryota; Metazoa; Chordata; Hyperoartia; Petromyzontiformes; Petromyzontidae
Product: protein kinase C iota type
Biological process (GO): establishment or maintenance of cell polarity; protein phosphorylation
Molecular function (GO): protein binding; ATP binding; protein serine/threonine kinase activity
Source: RefSeq, a predicted model, not a curated record
UCCGCUCUUUGUGCCGCCCGCAUUGGGGCCGCGCCACUCCGGGCCCUACGACUCUCGCGCGGAACUCUGCGCCGCGCUCUUGAGGAGUCGAUUUAUUGUCGUUUGUUGUUGUUGUUUUUGUCGUCGUUCCCCCCCCCACAUUCCUGAACACCUUCCUUCGUUCAUCAUCUCAUCCGUCGUUCACUUCAUGCCGAGCAGCUCCGGUAGCGACACGAUGUCCCAGGAAGAACGCGUGCGGGUCAAGGCGUAUUACAACGGGGACGUGCUGAUCACGCACGUGCGGCCCGGCACGAGCUUCCCGGGCCUGUGCGGCGACGUGCGGGAGAUGUGCUCCUUCGACAGCGAGCAGCUCUUCACGAUGAAGUGGAUCGACGAGGAGGGCGACCCCUGCACCAUCUCGUCGCAGAUAGAGCUGGAGGAAGCUUUCCGUCUCUACGAGAUCAACAAGGACUCGGAGCUCAUCAUCCACGUAUUCCCAACGAUCCCAGAGAGACCAGGAAUGCCGUGUCCAGGAGAAGACAAGUCAAUCUACCGGCGCGGGGCGCGGCGCUGGAGGAAGCUCUACCUUGUGAACGGGCACACCUUCCAGGCAAAGCGAUUCAACCGGCGUGCGUUUUGCGCCUACUGCACCGACCGCAUUUGGGGGCUGGGCCGGCAGGGCUACAAGUGCAUCAACUGCAAGCUGCUGGUGCACAAGCGAUGCCACAAGCUGGUGGCAGUGGAGUGUGGCAGGAACAUGGAGCCCACGACGCUACCGAGCCCUCACCAGCACGGCAACCAGGACAGCGUGCACUCUGACGACAUCGAGAACAUCCCGCCGGGAGAGGGCAGCACAGACUUGCCCUACAGGCUGCCAAACAUCGGCAAACCAGAAGAGCCUCCGCAGGGCGGGAGGCAGGCGCACGCAGGCCUGGGCCUGCCGGACUUCGAUCUGAUCCGCGUGAUCGGGAGAGGCAGCUACGCCAAGGUGCUGCUCGUGCGGCUCAAGCAGACCCAGAGGAUCUACGCCAUGAAGGUCGUCAAGAAGGAGCUCGUCAACGAUGACGAGGACAUAGACUGGGUGCAGACGGAGAAGCACGUGUUUGAGCAGGCCUCCAACCACCCGUUCCUCGUGGGCCUCCACUCCUGCUUCCAGACGGACAGCCGGCUCUUUUUCGUCAUUGAGUACGUCAACGGUGGAGAUCUGAUGUUCCACAUGCAGCGACAGCGCAAGCUUCCCGAGGAGCAUGCCCGGUUCUACGCGGCUGAGAUCUCGCUUGCGCUCAACUUCCUGCACGAGCGCGGGGUCGUGUACCGUGACCUCAAGCUGGACAACGUGCUGCUCGACUCGGAGGGGCACAUCAAGCUCACCGACUACGGCAUGUGCAAGGAGGGUCUGAGACCGGGAGACACGACCAGCACCUUCUGCGGGACGCCCAACUACAUCGCCCCCGAAAUCCUGCGCGGGGAGGAGUACGGGUUCAGCGUGGACUGGUGGGCGCUGGGUGUGCUCAUGUUCGAGAUGAUGGCGGGCCGCUCGCCCUUCGAUAUCGUGGGGAUGAUGGACAACCCGGACCAAAACUCAGAGGACUACCUCUUCCAAGUGAUUCUGGAGAAGCAGAUCAGGAUCCCGAGGUCCCUCUCGGUGAAGGCGGCCAACGUGCUCAAGGGAUUCCUCGACAAGGACCCCCGGGAGAGACUUGGCUGUCAUCCCCAGACGGGUUUCGCUGAUAUUCAGAGCCACGCGUUCUUCCGCACGAUUGCGUGGGACAUGCUGGAACAGAAGCAGGUGAUUCCUCCCUUCAAGCCUCACAUUGCGGGAGACUUUGGCCUCGACAACUUUGACAGCCAGUUCACCACGGAGCCCGUGCACUUCACCCCCGACGACGAGAGCGUACUGCAAAAGAUUGACCAGACAGAGUUCGAGGGCUUCGAGUACAUCAACCCCCUGCUCAUGUCCACCGAGGAGUGCGUCUGAGCCUCUUCCUCCUCGUCCACCUCCUUGUCCUCCAGGCCUACCAUCCAAUCUCACCUCUAGCCGCACUCCACCAAUCAGCUGUGCCACAGGAGGCCGGAAUCCCCCCACGUCUGCCGACAAUGCAGUUGUACAUUCCAGGUUGUCACGCGCUCAACACCUCCCCCCCCACCUCCUGCUGUUUGGAAUCUCCCAGAUUUGUAACCGGUGCUGUGUGCACCGCUAGUGACGGAUGCAGCGAAACUCACGACAGGGUGAUGCCACUUCUCCCAACGCUUUGCCAUACCCCCCCCCACCUCGUCCGCCCCCUUGCCGUUCAGUUAUACUUCAAUGGUACAUUCCACCCUGCAAGUUACCUCCUGCGAAGUCUCCCGUGGACGUUGGGUGCGGUGGGCUACCUUGGAAUGUUCCACUUUGAUACGUGGAGGGGAUGUGAAGCUGGAAGGCGUUUCUCUCUCUCUCCCGCAGCCUGAUUGCGAUGAGUGAUGCCGAUGUGACCGAGCGAGCGUGUGUCGAAGUGUGCAUGUGCGUGCGAGCGAUGCGUGGGUACGUGUGUAGCGUAGAGUGGUGGCGCAGUGGUUAGCGCGACCGCGCUAGGAACUCGGCGACCCGAGUUCGAUUACGCACUCUCACGGCCAAUUGGGUCAAAUAUCCAGAACCGGUCCUGCGCCUUUCCUUAGGUCAACUCAGCCUUCAUGAGUACCUGGUGCAGUGUGUAACAAAACAUCAGCACUGGGGAAACAAAGACGGCCCGGCGCGGUGCUGGCCAAUCACCUUCCUCGUGUGCUGUGCGAGCCUUCGUAGGUGCUCGCAAACAGCCUUGGUAGGCGACACGGGGAUGUUUGUUGUAUUUGUUGUUUGUGUGUAUGUAUGUGUGUGAAUGUUAUGGUUUGUUUGAGAGCACACAUACAUAUAUAUGAGUGCAGAGCGGUGGUGCCGGCGGUCAACGCGUUCCACCACACACCGUGUAACGUGGGCUCGACAACAGGCCGAUGAUCACAUCGAUGACGUGUGGUCACCGAACCUUGUCUUGGGACUCCUCUAGGUUGACUUGGCCUUAAUUAAAUAUUCAGUGCAUUUGUGUGAACAUCGGCACUGCAGAGAUGAGGGUAGCUGGGUGUGGUGCUGGCCACACCCCACCCCCCUUGUGUUCUGUGAUGGUCUUAAUAGGUGCUCGCUAACAACACUUGCCACAAUAGUCUGAAGAAGGCUAUGUGGGGGAGAUCUUUGUCUCGUUU